Molecule: messenger RNA, 651 nt
Organism: Rotaria sp. Silwood2
Lineage: Eukaryota; Metazoa; Rotifera; Eurotatoria; Philodinida; Philodinidae
Source: the annotation of a GenBank genome assembly
AUGUUAGAACGUUAUGUUCCACAUUUAUCUAAAUUUGAAUUUUAUAUUUCAAUUGUCAAUAAGUAUCCAAGAUUAAAUUUAGAUAUUGUUGUCAAUUCAUUUGAGUAUUUUGUUAAAAAAUAUUUUAAUUGGAAUAUAAUUAUUGAUCGAUGGGAAUUUUAUUGUCAACCUCGAGAAGAAUUUGUUAUGUUACGCACAUUUAAUUAUCGAAAACACAAAGCAAGCUUAUGUCUUGGGAUUCCUUUUAUUUAUGGUGAAUCGUUUGCAACACAAUCAACAGAACCAAAUAAUCAUCAUCUUUUUUAUUCUGAUAUUGAAAAAUUAAGAGUAUUCAAAACAAAGAAAAUGCCAAUUAUUACUUGGUCUGCUGUUCGUUUUCAACAAAUCAAAUAUCUGAUUGUAGAAAUGCCAAUAAUACGUUCAUCAUUGUGGAACAAUUUAUCCGAUAUUGUUAAAUUUAGUAAAACGAGUGAUAAUGAUGUUGCACAACAAAGUGUUACUUAUCUGUCAUAUUUUGUUCAGUUAUCGCAUGUAUCUCAAAUAGAAUUUGGAUCAACAUUCGAUAUAUCUAGAUGGAAAGAUGUUCGAUUUAUUUUACAAGCCUGUCCAAAUGUGAUUAAUCUUAUAAUUGGUAGUCGAUUAUUGGUUUGA